Messenger RNA from Suncus etruscus (white-toothed pygmy shrew), 1140 nucleotides. RefSeq names its product tripartite motif-containing protein 65-like. Bases 1 to 1140 code for a protein of 379 amino acids. Gene Ontology annotation, molecular function: zinc ion binding. Gene Ontology annotation, biological process: positive regulation of autophagy. The record is from RefSeq and is a predicted model, not a curated record. The transcript is spliced from 6 exons. NCBI's taxonomy places the organism in Eukaryota, Metazoa, Chordata, Mammalia, Eulipotyphla, Soricidae.
AUGGUGGGUCACCCCAGCGCCUUUACCAGGGAGAAGGGAACAGCCCACCCCAGCUCCUGCCUCGAUCUGCGGGAAUGCAGGAAGUGCAGACCAGGGGACGUGGCGGCUCACCGCAGCGCCUGCACUGGGAAGAGGGGAACCGUCCACACUGCCCGGGACUUUACGACCAGCAGCCGGCGCCCCAGCAGCCUCGCCAUGGCCUCGCUGGAGGACAAGCUGUCCUGCGCCAUCUGCCUGCAGCUCUACCAGGCCCCGGCGACGCUGCCCUGCGGCCACAACUUCUGCUACGCCUGCAUCCAGAAAUGGGAGCCCCAGAACCAGCAGUGCCCCACCUGCCGCACCCCCUUCUGCGGGGACACCGAUCUGCGCCGCAACGUGGAGUUCAGUGAGGUGGUGGACAUGGUGCGCGACGAGCUGGAUCGCCGGCCCGGGGAGCUCCCCGCCCCGGACCCCGACCCAGGGCUCGAACUCGCGACCAAGCCCGCCCCGCGCUGCCCCCGCCACGGCUGGCCGCUGGAGCUCUUCUGCCGCACCGAGGGCCGCUGCGUGUGCUGCGCCUGCACCGUGCGCGACUGUCACGGACACCAAAGGGCGCUCUUGCGCAUCGCCCGGCGGGACCGAGAGGCCCAGCUGAAAGCAGCGCUGGAGACACAGUGGCAGCAGCAGCAGAACCGGACAGAGCAGCAGCUCCAGGAGCUAAAGCAGAAGAUGCUUCAGAUCCAGACCUCAGCCUGCACCGUGGCCUCGGUGGUCUCGGACAAGUUCAGCCACCUGCUGCAGGCGCUGGAGGAGCGUCGGGCCUCGGCCCUGCGGGACCUGGAGGAGGCCCGGAGCCGCGCGAGUGCGCAGGCGCAGGAGGAAGAGCAGCGGCUGCAGCGACACCUGCAGGCGCUGGCGGAGUAUGACAGCCGGGCCCGCGCGGCCCUGGAGCAGGAGGACGACGUCGCCUUCCUCCAGGGAUCGCAGCUCUUGAUGCUCCCCGCGCCCGUCGAGCCGCCCAGCCCUCCGCAGUGGGACGAAGAGCAGCAGGUGGGAGGCCUGAAGAAGUGGCUGAGCCAGCUGGCCGGGCUCCUCCUGGAGGAAGGGGCUCCGCAGGCACCAGCUGAGGCUGCCGGCUCGCACCCCCCGGUAUGUCGAUGA